Labrus bergylta (ballan wrasse) is the source of this 8468-nucleotide messenger RNA. Lineage: Eukaryota; Metazoa; Chordata; Actinopteri; Labriformes; Labridae. The record is from RefSeq and is a predicted model, not a curated record.
GGCCUGAACCUCACCGGGGUUUCUCGUGGGAUUUAUAUAUUUGGAUGUUGUCUGUUCCCCCUUUUCCCCUUUUUCUUCAAGGCAGUGGGAAUUUACACUUGGCUUACAACUCCGAUUAUUCGCGGCGAGCAAAAUGCCGUUCGCCAAAAGGAUUGUGGAGCCGCCGCUUCUGUGCAGGCACCAGAUCCCCAACGAUGAAGGUCUGCUUUUCGAGGACCUGUGCGCCAUCAGUAACGUGGUUCUGUCCCGGACCUUGCGACAGCUGUCCGACCUGGCCCGGCACGCCUGCUCCUUAUUUCAGGAGCUGGAAAACGACAUCAUCAGCACCAACCAGCGGGUCUGGGUCCUCCAGAACAAAAUAGGCCAGAUCCAGCAGUCUGCCAGUGCCCUAGACCCGAAAAAGGAGGCAGUGCCCGUGUCAAACCUGGAUAUAGAGAGCAAGCUAUCAGUUCACUAUCAGGCUCCAUGGCACCAGCAACACAACGUGUUUCAUCCCUGUACCCGACCACCAUGUUUGGAGGAGCUGCACAGAAGCGCUCAGCUCAGCCUCAGAGCCCUGCAUCGAGACGAACAACAGCACCAACGCUCCACGAGUCGGGAGAGAAACAGGGUGACCAUCUCUAUCUCAGUGGCACCCCCUAUGCCCACGUUUCCCUCUCCACACUCCAUCCGCCGGCAACAGAGGAGUCGCCUGGCACGGGCGCAAGAGAGAGCAGAGAGGGAGCGAGAGUUAGAAUAUCAACCCAGGAAGGAGAGGAGCGUGAGAGAAAUAGAGAUGCAGACAAUUCAGAGAAAAGAGAGGCAAGGGAGAGAUGCAGAUAAUCAGACGAUCCAAAGAAAGGCUACCUCUACAGAGGAAGGCGAAGGUGGUGAGAUCCUGGUAGGCCAUAGAGCAAAAGCCUCAGUCCCAAAAGCAGCCUCAACCCAGGAUAAACAGACAAACUGGUCCAAGGAAAACCACCCGCCAUCAGAUCAUAACACAUCUGAUUCUCAUGCCGUCUCCUCGUGCAUUAUUCCCAUUAACGUUACAGGAGUUGGGUUUGACAGAGAAGCAAGUGCUCGUUGCUCUCUAGUUCAUUCCCAGUCAGUUCUUCAGAGGAGAAGGAAGUUGAGGAGGAGGAAGACUAUCACAGGAAUACCCAAAAGAGUACAACAUGAUAUGGACUCAGAUGAAUCACCUGUAGCAAGGGAGCGCACAGUGAUCGUCCAUGCCAACCCGCACCAACUCUCUCUCUGUCAGGAAGACCUCUCUAUCAGUGGUCGCCUCCAUCACACUCGUGACUCUGGCUGCCAGACAGAUGAUUUCCUUAUAGCAUGUACAGCUGCUCCUUCCCGAAGGCGCAUUAGAGCUCAACGUGGCCAUCAGGGAAUCCCUGCUUCUCUGUCCCAUUCAACAGGGAACAUUUCUUCCCUGGGUGACCAGUCAGACACCUCUUACACCAGUGUCGCAGCUCAUGUACGAUUGCGCUCUCGUAGCUUACCACGCGAGGGUGGACGUCUGAUGGACAGUGAUGAGGAUGAUGAUGACAAUUAUGACGACGAUGACGAAGAUGAGGAGCUUUCACCAUAUGAAGCAGAGGACUUUAUUCCACCUGGCCCAAGUCCAAGAAUGAAGAUGAUGAUGAUGAAGGACGAGGAAGAGAGCACAGAUGACCAGGCAGCUCCUGAGCCACUCCAACUUGGAAGCCUGAAAAGGUUGCAGCGAUCUGGAGAAAGAGACAGAGGGGGAGGAGGAGGAGGAAGUCCAGAGCAUAGCUGGAUGGAAAGGGGUCGCUCCCGCCUGCCCCGCAAGGCUGACAUGGGCAGCUGUGAGAUUUCAUCAAGUUCAGAUACUUUCAGUAGCCCUAUCCACUCUGUUUCUACAACAGGAGUUCUAGGCAGCCAUGUGGACCACAAGGAGGACCACCAGUCAUCAAGUGGGAACUGGAGCGGUUCCAGCUCUACCUGCCCUUCUCAGACAUCUGAAACCAUUCCCCCGCCCUCUUCUCCACCUCUGACAGGUUCAUCUCACUGUGACUCAGAGCUGUCACUAAACACUGUGCCCAAUGCCAUUGAUGAAGGAUUCUCCCUGGAUCCAUCAUACCACUCUGACCUCAGACCCCAGGGCCAGGGUCACAGGUCAAGCUCAUUUACAUCCUCAGCCACAGAUCAACUGGAUGAUGCAGGGGUCAGUACUGCUAGUGAGGGGGAGUGGACAUACCCCCCAGAUCAAGACCAGACUGAUCCCGAUCAUGACCUUGACCAUACCCAAAACCUUAGCCAGAGCCAUGGGUUAGCCCAGGAUUACAGCUCCAAACAAGGUCUUGAAGACCACAUUUGUUACAGUGAUAACAAGACAAGCAACACUGGAAAAGAGUCUCAUUAUCCAUCUGAUAUAGACAGUUUCUAUUCUUCCUCGGUGCAUUUUGGGGAGUAUAAUCAGAGUUAUAGUGGCUACAUGUAUAACUAUGCAGACCCAGGGCCUGACUGUGGCAAAUCCAACACUGUGGCAGCAACACUGUCCCAUGGAAACUACCCCACACUUUCAGCUGACUUCAGAGCAGGCACUAUGACCCUGGGAAGGACAUGUCGACCACUAAGGAAACCAAAAGUAAAACCUCCCCCACCUAAACGGACAACAUCACUGAAGGAGACGAGUAGUAGUGUUGAUGUUGGGACAGACACACAGACAGAUCAGGAUCAACCAAAGACAGUUAGUGAACAAGAAUUUACAUCGUCUUCCACAGAUAUGAAGCUGGAACUGGAGCUCGAGCUUGGGGGUGCUCCAGAACCAUUGCAGACAUCUUGUUUAGUGGCAGAGCCUUUGGGAACCUGGGGAAUGGGACUUGGAGGAGCUGUCGACAUUGUAGAGCCCAUGUCCUUCAGCUCAGCAGAUACACACUCAUUUAAGGAUGAAGGUGCUGUGCAAUCUGACUAUGCAGACCUAUGGCUUCACAACACUGAGCUGAAGUCCAACAAUGGUGAGUACACAUCCAUGUCCAACUCAAGCACAGCUACAGGCACUACUGUCAUGGAGUGUAUAAAGUCACCAGACAGCUCUUCCUCCUCCACAGAAAUCCAAACCCAGGCCAUUGCACAGGCAGAAACCAGGGCGACUAGUCCACCACUACCACCUGGAGACUUCAAACUCGGAUCACCUGAGAAGUUAGCUGGCCUGGCCUCCCCAUCAAGUGGCUAUUCCAGCCAAUCAGAGACUCCAACAUCAACCUUGCCAUCAUCUUCGGCCGCUUUCUUCCCAGGACCUCUGUCUCCCUCAACUGGCAAGAGAAAGCCCAAAGUGCCCGAGAGGAAGUCUUCUCUUUCUUCUCUGCAGCACUUCCCCAGAGAUGGGACUGCUAUUUCCUCUGGAUAUAAGAGAGACCCAGACUUCCCACCUCCACCAUCUCAACUUGAUCUCAAUGUUCUUCAAGGCAGUUAUGUCAGACAUACGCUAUCCCACCGGACACACCACAUGCACACGCUCCACCACAGCAAACACAGAGUUGCAAAUGUUUUAGUCUCUGGAACAAAGUCAUUGGCCCCUGAUGCAUCCAAUACCAACCCAUUGCUAAGUUCAAACUCUGCUCUAACAAUUCCAAGUUCCAAUCUUUUAGCAAUUACUCCAUCUGCUCUCCGUUCAGUGCAGCUCCAUUCUGUUAGCAAAUCAGCAGAUAGAGCUACCACUAAAGACCAAGACACAGUAAUUGGAGUGGAAACUGUUACAAGACCAAAAUGUCCUCCAAGUGGUUGUACUCUUGCUCCACCACCUGUAAACACUAGGCCUCUCCCUCCUCGAAGACCACCCCCCAGACCCCCAGUUCAUGACCACAUCUCUUCCCCUGAACACUUGCAUCCACCUCCACCCGGCCGCCAUCCUGAUGGGCCUCCAUCCUAUGAAAGCCUCCUACUUAGACAGGACCGCUAUGGACCAGGAACAUUCUGGGCUAUGACAGCCUUCAGGGCUCGGAUGGAUCCAACAUCUGAUCUCUCAGAGGACAGCUCACCCUUGCACCGCCCUGUGCCCCGCGCACCCCACCCUUCUCCUGUGGAUCUACACACGCAUAUUCAUUCACACACAGAGUUCAGAGGGCUCACGCACUCAUCUCAUGCACACCCUGAGUUUAGGGUUUUGGGGGAGCGGUCAUUUUCCCAAGAUGAUGAUGAUGAUGAAGACGAGGAAGAAGAAGAGGAAGAACAGGUGAAAGAACCACCAAGACCUGCAUGUUCCAGAGGAGGCAUACGUUCCGAACACCAUCCUCCUCCAGCAUAUGAAUUUGCUGGGGGAUCACACUUAGACUCAGGGCCCUGGGCUAGUCCAGUCAAAGUGCCUGGUAACACGAUGGAGACAUCGCAUCCUUACCUAAUCAGCGAUGCAAGGAAAAGAGGACAAGAAGAGCAUGAAGAAGAGGAAGAAGUGACAUCAGGUGCUACCAGAAGUGCCCAUCAGCAUCACCCACAGGAGAGCAAAGAUGACUCAACUACUCCUGACACUGAGGAUUACUUCAGUAAAGGGAUGUUGUGUGCCACAGAUUCCACGCCCAGUGAUAAUUCGCUCUCCCCUCUGACGGAUGACACCAAAGUGGAUGAAGACAUUAUAAUCACAUCACCCAACAAGACCCGUACAACUGAGGAUCUGUUUGCUAUGAUACACAGAUCUAAAAGAAAGGUCCUUGGCCGUAAAGAUUCAGGAGACUUAAAUGUGAAGUCUCGUCUCUGCCCUACUGCUCCAGUGGCCCCUGUCUCCACUGUUAUCAUCCCACCAGCCCCUCCACUCAACAUCCCAGCCACGCCAGCCACUGCAGCUGGGUCACAACGAGCCCCAGUGCCAAUCUACCGCAGCGCCAAGAAAUCCAGCACGUCCAACGAGGAGUUUAAACUCCUGUUGCUCAAGAAAGGUAGCAGGUCUGAUUCCAGUUACCGAAUGUCAGCCACAGAAAUUCUUAAGAGCCCCAUCACCCCUAAAACCCCAGGGGAGUCUGUUCAGGAAGGGUCCAUUCGGCAGUACGAGGAAUUACCCUCUACUUUUCAAGAGCCCGCUAUUUCUGGCCUUGAUCAAAUCCAAAUACCAGGCCUUUUUCCUAGGGCAAACUCAGAGAGUUUCACCCCUAAAACCCUUCCAAUGUCAGCUGCAUCUCGACAGGGACGUUCUCGAAUCCCCCCUGUAGCCAAUAGCAGUCGUUACAGUACACGCAGCCGCCUCUACACAGCCCCCAUGCAAGCCAUUUCCGAAGGGGAGACAGAGAACUCAGAUGGAAGCCCCCAUGAUGACAGAUCAUCUUAAAACCACAUGAAGAGAGAUGUUCUCUUUUCUUUGUUGUGUCCUACAUUUUAAAUGAUCCCUUCUACUUUUUUAAUAUUUGACAGGUGUGUUAUCGAGGCCAAUUCAAACAAAAUCUGACUGUUACUAAAACAGCACCCAGUCUUGGUCAAGUAUUAUAUUAAACUGUCAGAGAGAGUGUUGGGAGAUGCUGAACGAUAAGGGGUUGAUCAAGAACUGAUAUCUAAAUACUUUAUCAUCAAAAAUAAAUUGCUUCCUCAUAGUUAAAAGAUAAAUACUUAAGACCUAUUUUGAUUGAACCGUGUUUUCUAAAAUAAAAUAAAAAACAUUUAAAAAACAGUCCCACAUAUUUGGUAAAUUACGAAAAGAAAUUUUGUGAAUUAUGGACUAUGUGCUUGUGCAUGAACAAGCAUUAUCCACUGACAUUUUUACUUUUUGUGUUUUGAAUGGUGUGGGUGUGUUUGUGUCCCAGAGGAUAUGUUUUUCUUAAUAAAUUACAAAAACCUCAAAUUAAAUUAAUAUUCUUUAAACUUUUGGUGCCCAAAGCAUUGGCCAAACUUCACAGAGUCCAUACAUCUGCCAGAAACAAGGAAUAUUUCAUUGUGGAAGUUACUUAGGACAAAGCACCAAGUUAUCAAUUUCUUUCCAUCUGCAGACCUGAUUCAGUCUUUACAACAGACGGAGCCAAUGAUAUAUUUCUUCACAUUAAAUAUAUCCAAGAGGAUAACAUGAUGCAUGUAUUUUUGUAAAACUAUGCCUCAGAACAUGAUGAUGAUGUUCACCAUGUUGCAUGACCCUAUAUGGAAACAUCCCCUGGAUACUGGUUUCUGUCGACAUUUUUGUGGUUCUUUUGUAUUUUAAGAAUGAUUAAUCUUUCAAGGAGUAAGGGCUUACGCCUAGAUGGGGCCCAUUUGUAAAAGAUACAGGCUAGUUAUGGACAAUCGCACAGUGGCCUUUCUCUAGUAGAGGUGGUUGUAAGCAGGGCAUUUAUAAGUCCCUGUAAAUACAUGGACCUGCACCAUGUUUCAUCAGAAUUCAAUCACAUACUUAUUUAAACCCAACCUCAAAAUCUAGUAUGUUAAGACUGAUUCAAGCUUUUCCAGCUGCUGGCCAGUCUUGCUGUGCUUACUUGACGUUGAAAAGGUGCAUUUCAAAGCAGUUUUAAAGAUACCAUUGAGUGCAGACGGUAAAAUGCUUUAGAGGGUCCUAAAUCGGUUUGGCUAGAGGUUAGUUUGGAAAGAUUUCUGAGAAACAACCUCGAUUUUGCACUUGAUGAUGUUUUUUCAAGAAUUUGUCUUGAAACAAAAGUCUAUCUUAUAAUGAAAUUGCAUAUGUAUAUUUGUACUAAAUAUAAAGUCAUAUCUAUAUAAUACAACAAGCAGAAAUUUUAUAGGGAAUAAACCUGAGUGUAGCAAAGAAGAACAGGUCUCACUGGCAACAUUACACAUGACUCUUAACCAUGUACACUGUUCUCCUCUCCUUGUUGCCUCUCCUUCAUUUGCACUGACCCAGUAGCAUUAGACAGGUGAAAGCUCAACCCAGUGGCUGGUGUACGCGAUUCUGUCUUACCCUUCAAACUUAAAAUUGCAAAGAGAAAAGACAAAGGGAGGGAAGGACUACAUACCACCAAUGUUAAUAAUCUACCGUGCAUCCAAUGCAUUGUGGCAGCUUAUAUUAACAGCAUUUAACUAUGACAUAUGCCUUCUCAUCCCUCCAAAAUAUGUUACACAUGUGGAGUGUUAAGUGUGUUACAGAAAAAAAGUACCAUCAGUGAACAGUUUGAACUCUCACCUGCCUACCACAGCAAACACAACACAUAUACUUUUUGCAUACGGAGACCGUACUUCAGAAGAAACCAUUCACUGUAUUCUGUGAAUACCUCAACAAGCAUAUUACUGUUUUAUUGUAAAUGCGAUAGAUAGCUAGAUAGAUAGAUAAAUAGAUAGAUAGAUAGAUAGAUAGAUAGAUAGAUAGAUAACAAAACCACAACUGUUAAAUACUCAGCGAAUCAGAAUUGCAGAACUGACACUGUGUAAGAUGGGGAGAGUAAAAAGCUGUGAAAUUAUCAGAAUUUAUCAUUCGUCAUACCCAUAUUGCUGAAGCGCAUUUGUUCCUGUUCAUUGUUUUAUUUGUUGUGUUUUUUAUCGCAUGCAAUAAGAAAAAAUGAAGAAAGAAAAGAACACCACCAUAUCAUUCUUUUUAUCUGAGGGAUGUCUCCAUACCACGAGAAGCAUUUCUGUAUUUUCUGUUCCAAUGUCAAGUUCAAUAGUGUGUUCUAUAGAUGUACAAACUGUCUGGCUAAUUCUGUUCUGUAUAGUCGUGAUCACAAACAGGGGUUUAUCUUGUACUGUAUAUCUACUCACUGGACAAUCAUAGGUAUAAGAGACUGUAAAGAAAAAUAUAAAUAAUCUGUUGGGAUGGAGAAUCUGAACACUCUUGGUGCUGAGUACUUGUCUUGAUGGAGCUAUGGAAGUGAGAGAAAUAUUUUCCAGGAGAAACUGCUGAUUAAGUUUGAAGUGCACAUCUGGACAAACUGUUUUGGAUCAAGUGUACAAAUAAAAAAAUAACAGAAAUGGAUUAAAUAUCCAUUUAUAGACCCUAAAAAUAGUUUGAUCUGACCAUGAAGUCAUUGUCUUUACUUUUGACUCAUCACAGUUUAUUGAAUCCCACUUAACAUUAGAACUGAAACAUACAUUUCCUAAAUCUGAUAGAGUAACACAUAAAACACACUGAAAUUUGGGACGUACAAAUUGAUUGUUUAAACAACCAAAAGCAUUCGACUAUUGUUUACUGUGAUUUUUCUGUACUGUACUUGGCAUUUAUUCUAUACCGCUAUUUUAAUACUGUUUCCUUUAUCUGUGAAAGAAUAGAUUGAUUGUCACAAUUUGAUCAGAGAGACAAACAGUGAGGUUCCAAUGCAGGCUCUAGUUGACCACUCAUGUCCUGUCUCAAACCUCAGUCCUCUUUAGCUUGGAAAUCAAACAAAGCCAGAACUUAUAACCUUUAAAGAUUCUUUUUCCAAAACUGUCUUACCACAAUUUUGACAUAUAGAGGAGUGUGACGAAGCUAAUCUUUCUUUUUUAAAGGUGUACAGUAUGGAAGAACACAAAACAGACUUUAAAAUUGCCACAGAGAACAGAAAAAUAUACAAAUGUUAAAGAUACAGUGUAAUCUAUUUAAAAGAGGCUCCAUGGUAAAAAAAAAAAAAAAA